Messenger RNA from Pseudovirgaria hyperparasitica, 839 nucleotides. RefSeq lists its product as uncharacterized. The record is from RefSeq and is a predicted model, not a curated record. The coding region runs from base 120 to 602 and encodes 160 amino acids. Lineage: Eukaryota; Fungi; Ascomycota; Dothideomycetes; Acrospermales; Acrospermaceae. The transcript has a single exon.
GUAUCCACCUGAGGCAUCAAGCUAUCAUGGUAAAGGACCACUUAUCACACUUCCUCUUCCUAUGCUGUGUUUACAACACUGUCAUCGAUGUACUCAGUAUCUACUCAAAGUAGUUCUUCAUGCUGCUCCCAGUUCAGUUGCAUUCCAUUCGAGAGACUUCGGUGUCCGGACAUCAACUCAAAAAUUAUUUUCUGAAGUCGCGAUCAUUCAAUAUCAGGAAGUAUAGGCCCAAACAUGUCGCGGAAGGAGACACUAAUACCGAUCCAAACAUACAAAUAAAUCAACACAUCAGCCCUUCUAAUAGCUCUAUACUCUUAACCUCAUUCUACUUCGACCUUGAUCCUACAGGUCAUCCUCACAAUCAUCGGCCAUUCAUUGUUAUUCGCGCUCUAUUUCGAGAACCACGUAUGCUCCUACUCUCUGUCAUCAUCACUGCUACAAGGCUCGUCUGGGCACCCAUACUGGGCAUUUCAUUAGCUGUUGGAUCUGUCUGCUCGCUAUUCACGUCGCAUAAUUGUUCGACAGACGCUCUGUGCAGCCCGCACUGUACACUAAAGACAUUCCCAUUGAUCAAUCCAGGUUCCGCUCUGUUGCCAAUCUGAAGUGGAAGGCGAUUCUGAAGUUAUAGAACGUCAGGAUCCAUCGUACCAAUCUAUAUCUUCAGGGUAUAUCUAACCACUCUGAAGGUCUCCAAAUGUCAUCACGAGGGCCACUACCAGACUCCGAGUCAGAACAGUCUGUACCUUCGAACAAAGCAUAUAAGAACAUAGGCACAUGCAGCAUCCGGUCUCGGGGCACCAGUUCGAGACCCCAGUCCUUUUACGCACGAAGCAUUCCUG